AUGGAGGCAAGUAUUGGCAACGUCCCAACAAAUUCCUCCCCAAAGUUCAACUACAAGCCAAGUUUCUACAAUCACCUUGACCAGAUUAAAGGAAGUUCGGCAAUUGACUUAGCCCAAACGACGGGGCUCAAGUUGAGAGACCGCUAUCGCUCGGACGAGGAGACGGCAGCCUGCGGAGAUGCGCCCCCCACAAAGCCUGACGACAGCUGUUCCCGAUGGGAUAGAAUACUAGGCCAAGUCGAUGGGUUCGUCGAGGGGGCAGACUUCAUCCUUGAUAACUUCGUUCCCGAUGUCCCCGACGACCCUCGACUGAAGCAUACCCAAGAACCAAGAGCAUGGAUAUCCGAACCCCACUCAGCUUCCUAUGAUGAUACACCAUAUCAGCCCCUCGACAGCCGAGGGAUGAAUAACAACGAGCUCUAUGAAGCGCUCAAGAGUCAUCUGAUUUAG
Messenger RNA from Fusarium musae, 450 nucleotides. RefSeq lists its product as uncharacterized. Lineage: Eukaryota; Fungi; Ascomycota; Sordariomycetes; Hypocreales; Nectriaceae. The transcript has 2 exons. Bases 1 to 450 code for a protein of 149 amino acids. The record is from RefSeq and is a predicted model, not a curated record.